Microsporum canis CBS 113480 is the source of this 2459-nucleotide messenger RNA. RefSeq names its product extensin. The record is from RefSeq and is a predicted model, not a curated record. Gene Ontology annotation, cellular component: NuA4 histone acetyltransferase complex. The transcript has a single exon. Lineage: Eukaryota; Fungi; Ascomycota; Eurotiomycetes; Onygenales; Arthrodermataceae. Gene Ontology annotation, molecular function: protein binding. The coding region runs from base 18 to 2459 and encodes 813 amino acids.
CCGCGGAGAGCAAUGGGAUGCCUUCUCUUUCAUCAUACACCCCCUUCGAGUCGCUGCUUUUCUUCCAGUCUCUCGCGACCCUAAAGACACGUCCAGACAGCUUUGCGCCAGUCUCAGAGCUCCUCCAGAACAAUCCGUUUAUCCAGCAGGAUGUCAAGUACGACGCGAGCCGGCUGAGUCCGCAGGCCCUGGAGGAGCUAUACUCGACCCUUUUGGCAGACGGGUUCCGGUCUUCGGACGAUGAAGCAUCAGACCACAGCCACGGUGCACAGGAAACUUCCAAUCUGAGGAAGAGGAAACAUGCUCAGACCGUGCAGAAUGGAACUACAACAAGGUCACACUCGGCUGCCAUGCCAGAUUUGGUCAAUAAGCUCUACGCUAGGUACAAAGAACGCGUGACAAGGGAGAUACGGCGAGAGGAACAGCGGUACGCAGAGAUCAAGGACGAGAUACGGCGGCUGGAGGCUGGUGAGGACCUGCAGAAACCACCUGCCACUGUCAGUUCGAACGUGGCGGCCGGUCCAAGUGCUGUUACCCCCCCUGCUGCACAGUCGAGGCCAGACGCGGUGCGGGAAAAGGUGCUCGGCAGGAUACCACAGGAAGGUGUUCAAGUAGCAAUUCCAAUACCCACGACCGCAGGCACAUCGCAGGGAAUACGGUCAGCGCAACCCACGGUAGGACCUCCUCCAUUAACUAUCCCCCAAGAAGCUCCUGGUCCAGCUGCGUAUAACUUCAAACCACUGCCGUUGGCCAGCCAGGCACAGCAACAUCCUCCUAUACAGACUCCUCCGCCUUCCACUGGGACCAUAUAUCCCAACAUACAGCCAUUUCCCCCGCCUGCUCAUCCUACUACAACCAUACCCCAACCACCCACAUACCAAAACACCACCCCGCCCGUUCCUCUCUCCAGAGCCCCUCCCACCCAACCUCCAGCGAGCAUCACUUGGAAUAAGACAUCCCAACUACCACCUAAAACGGCUCCCCAGACCGUCAAGUUCCAACCCCUCUUAACCCCGCAAACUAUUCCCCAGUCCUCCUACGGCCACGGAUCCCCUCGCACAACCCCCAAACCAGGCAGCCAGGCCCGUAACAAAGCAACACCUACGCAGAAAACUCCUGUCCCUAACGUCGACAAACCCAGCGUUCCUCUUCCCCAGAAUCCACCUUUGCCAGCUACGCAGCCUAGUGGUUUAAGCAACCUUGCCCCCUCAACACCGGUAGUCCAACCCACUGUCGCGCCGGAUACUGCUGCCCUUGAGAAACUAAAGACUCAGCUUCCCUCUUUCGCACAGUCAAUAGGCCGGAGGCCACCGAAACCGUCAUUGGUCACAUCAAGUGGCAAUACACCUUGGAAGAUACCGGGCCCGAUAUCUCUGCCGGGUGAACCAGGGUCUCCCGAACGACCAAAGUCUGCGGAUAUCAGCCCUAUCAGUGAUCGAGCCUUAUCACCUUCAGGGCAAGAAGAUGUAGAACAGUGGGCUGGACAAGGUGCACGCCGUAAACUUGAUCUUGGCGGUGGCCGAGGUACUGCGUCUCGUGACAGCCCCAGGAACGUUGGAAAGGAUGUGCUGGAGGCUGCUUCGCCUACCAAUCUGCCUUCCGGGCGGCCUCGGACACGUGGUCAGUCUAUCACUUCUCGCGGCGAGGAAACUAGCCGUAAUAUCAAAAACGAGCUUCCGAGCACGCCAGUAGGUAUCACCGGGGAUGAUUUUGACACCAGCACUUAUCGGGCAAAGCGAAAGCGAAGCCCCAGUGGAUCGUUUUCUCUAGGACAAGAACAGCGGCCGACAGAUUGGACGAGAGACAACCGAUAUGUGAUGUGCUCGCGAACAUUUGGUCGCACAUGCGGUCCUAUAAUGAACGACGUAGCUGCUCAUAAAUAUGCGUCCAUCUUCGCUAAACCGCUAACCAACCGUGAUGCACCAGGGUACAAAGACCUGAUCUACCGCCCUCAAGACAUAAAAUCUAUCAAAUCAGCAAUACACCAGGGCAGUCGCGCUGUUGCUGCGGCUUCAGAAACAAUGAAUCCGACCCAAUCAACAGAUGAAUCUCCGCCAGCAACAGCAGGGUCAGGUGCAGUCCCUUCUCCUAAGAGCAACGUACUCUUAGCUACGAAGUCAGCUGAACUGCUACCACCGAAGGGAAUAGUAAACUCGUCGCAACUAGAAAAGGAGCUAAUCCGCAUGUUUGCGAACGCCAUCAUGUUCAAUCCAACGCCUGAUCAUACGUUUGGCCCAUCAUUUCCCAUGCGAACCGAUUCCUCUUCCCGGGAGGGCACGCGGAGCGCAGAACCAGAUGAGGGAGGUAUCAUCAACGACACGCUGGAGAUGUACGAGGAUGUGGAGAAAGCGAUUUCGACAUGGCGCUCCGCUGAACGCCCGAUGGACGAUGCCGGUGGGAAGGCCUUCUUGGCUUUAAAACGAGGAACACCGGGAGAUCUUAAUGACGCAGAUGAUUGA